This is a messenger RNA of Cyphomyrmex costatus, 614 nucleotides long. RefSeq lists its product as uncharacterized. NCBI's taxonomy places the organism in Eukaryota, Metazoa, Arthropoda, Insecta, Hymenoptera, Formicidae. Gene Ontology annotation, biological process: mitochondrial electron transport, cytochrome c to oxygen. Gene Ontology annotation, cellular component: respiratory chain complex IV. The record is from RefSeq and is a predicted model, not a curated record. The transcript is spliced from 3 exons. Bases 117 to 485 code for a protein of 122 amino acids.
AGUCUAUAGCCGCAGGCCGACUGGCCGGAUGUUCAGUUCAGAUUGAUCAAUUGUGCGGAUCUAUAUUCCGUAACAGAGUCGUCGUCUGGUGAUUGUUAGUUGCGCAACUACGAAAAAUGCCAUUUUAUCAAUAUAAUUCAUUUACUGGCAAGCUGAAGCCGUCUACCAAUUUUCAACCGCUGUAUCCCAUUUCUCCUCUUCCUUUACAGAAGUCCGAGCCAGUAGUAAUUUAUGACUCCAUCAAGACAAAACCAGUGACGAUUACACCUAAAGCAGGCUAUUGCACUGAUAAACCACCCACCCUUAACCCAAAAUUAUGGGCAAAGUACAAACACUAUGGGGAAGCAUUGCAAAAAGAUAUACCAGUAUACAUAGCAGGUGGCAAAAGUGAUAAGAUAAUAUUUGGGUUAGUAUGUGCUACUGUUGGUAUUUGUACAUUAAACUCGUUCUACGUUAUUAUAAGGGAAGCAUUCUUUAAAGACUAAGCGAGUAUUACGUAGAUACCUGCUUAGUUUUAGUGAAGAAUAAAUUGUAUAGAUUUUUCUGGCAUUGCGAGCCUGUAUUGACAUUGCAAAUGUUAAUAAUAGAAAAUAAUAAAAAAUAAUCAUAUUGAA